UCUACGCAGGCUGGCAGUGAGGCGGUGAGGCAUCCAUUUGGCCCCCCAAAAGCAGGGAAGCAAGAAGAGCAGGAGCUGGAGAAUCUGGCCCAGAGGAGGAGCAGUAGGAGCAGGAGGAGCGGAGCAACAGCAGCCGGACAAGAGAGAAUAGAGCUCAAUUACGCCGCCAAACUGUCGUGUCAGCAACAACGUGAAAUGUGCAAUUCCUGGCUGGUGCUCAUAAUUGCGCUCUCCGUUGUCGUCUGCCUGUGGAACUCGCAACAAACCGAAACAUCCAAAUCAUGCCCAGCCGAGUGCAUCUGCUUGUCCCAGACUCAAGUGCUGUGUAACACGGGCGGCCUCGAGCAGAUCCCGCUGCGCCAGCUGCCGGCGACGGUGGAGAACCUGGCGCUGACCAAGAACAACUUCCCGAUCAUCAAGCCGGACUCAUUCGCGGGGUUGCGGGCGCUGAAGAAGCUCUCGCUGGACGGGAACAACAUCACGCGGAUCAAGCAGUUCGCCUUCCGCGGACUGCCGCGACUCAAGGAGCUCUCCAUCCAGUACACGCCGCUGCAGAUGGUGGCCCAAUUCGCGUUCGCCGGUCUGCAGAACCUGUCCACCAUCCUGCUGAGCCACAACCAGAUCCAGCGGAUCGAGGGCAACGCCUUCGCGGGCACCUCGAACAUCAAGCUGAUACUGCUGACCAACAAUCCGCUGAUCCGCAUCGACAGCUCGGCGUUCUCCAGCCUGACCAACGUGGGCCACCUGAUUCUGCCCUCGGGCAUCCGUAGCAUCGAGCAGGACGCCUUCUUCGGCAUGGACACGGUGGGUCUGCUGAAGCUGGCCUACAUGGACCUCAAGGAGGUGGCGCCCUUCACCUUUCGCGGCCUGUCGAAUGUCCUGCUACUCACGCUGCAGGAGUCGGAUCUGGGGGUGAUUUGUGCGGAUGCCUUCACCGGGCUCACCCAGGUGGAGACACUGCAGAUCCUGAACAACAAGAUCGACUCGAUCGAGGAGCUCAACUUCACCAGCACGGCGGCCAUCAAGCACCUCAAGUUCUUCGGCAACCACGUGCUGGAAACGCCCGAUCCCAACUCCAUCAUCGUCGACGGGGUGGAGCACCUGCAGCUGGUGAGCAACCACUUCCCCUGUGGCUGCCAUAUUCACACCCUACUGGACGGACCGCUGGCCGAGGGCGCCCACAAUCUGACCGACUUUCUGCAGAAGAACUACUGCAUCUCGCCGCUGGAGGUGAACGGGCGGGUGAUGAGCGAGCUGGACAUCGACUCCAUUGGCCGCUGCUCCGAUCAGCUGACCAAAGGCAAUCUCGGCAGCUCAGCGGCCUCGCUGGCCCUUGGAAUCAACUCGAUGCUGCUCAUCGCGGUCGCCAGCUGCGCGGAGUGGCGUCACGUGCGGCUCCUGGCCAACCGGCUGGCCCAGCUCCUGGGUCAUGUGGCCUGGCGACGGCGUCGGAAAAGGCGAAAGGGCAAUUAGGCGGAGAUGUUCUGCACCGAUUACCCGAGAGAACUGCAGACUUCAGCUCGAGAUCAUUGAGGCAGCAGCAGCAGCUUCACGUGAAUUCCUGAUAAUUCCCGAUCACCAACUCCGCCAGGGUAUCUGUCAUCCAUUGUACACCGCAUAAAUAUGUGGCGUUUAUGUAUCUGCACCGUAAAGUAAAAAGCUGCAGAUUGCCAAAUGUAAAACUCUGCAGUUUUGCUAUCAUCAUGCGAAAUCUGAGAGUCUGAUGUCGCUCCAACUUCCCUUCUUGCCAUUUGGCAUUUGCCAUUUACCAUUUACCAUUUACCAUUUUCCAUUUACCAUACGCCGUUCUUCGCCAUCCUGCCCCAAAAAAUGCUGAACCCUAGGCUAAUCCUGCGACCAGGAUCCGACUGCAUCCUGCAUAUCCUGGGCCCGAGGGCCCAACUACGUUUGUUUGUUAGUUGUUUACGUUUGUGUUGCCAUUUCGUUCUGUUUGCGUUAAAUGCGAAACGCGAAAUGCUAAAUCCACAAUGCAAAAUGCCGAAUGCAUCAUGAUGCAUGCAGCAUGUAGCAUACAAAAUGCGGACUGCGGAUUGAACACUAAAUUAUUAUAUCAAAUUUCGAGUCAAAUGUGUGUAAAUCAUAAAGUGAACGCAUAUGGACGAUGGCAUAGACAAAAUCCGAUGUAAGCGUAUUUAAGCAUGUGUAUUUGUAUUUAUAUUUGAAUUUGUACUUGAAUUUGUAUAUGUGAAAGUUAAAUAUAUAUAUAUAUAUGAACCUAGCUGUAUGUGCGAAUGAACGCAAUUUUUUUUUUAUCAUAGUUAAUAGUUCAUAAAUAACUGGGAUAUUUAUUGGCCAAUUAAUAAAGAUGCGAACUUAUACAAACAUCUAGUACAUACAUACAUAUAUUUAUAUAUAUAUGAAAAUAAACAGCGGCAGAGACGCAAUCUGCACUACCUAGCCAGAUGGAUAAAGUAAAUGCAUAGAUGUGUGCAUAGAGAGUCUAGUCAAUUAAUGUCAUUGUAUCUUGUAUCUUUGUAUCUACGAUAGCUAUCUAGAAACCAAGCAAACAAGCAAACAAACAAACAAACAAACGAGCAAACAAGCAUUUGUACUUAUUUAUAAAUCGAGUGAAACUAUACGAAUCCGCUAUAUACGGAGCACACACUAUUAUUAUUAUAUGGAUAAAUAUGUGAUAAAACGUUUGCAAUGCCACAAACUCACAGAUCUGGGAUGUGGGCGUUACGGGUGGCCAUACAUAUGUACAUAUAUAGUAUGUAUAUACAUACAUAGCUAUAGUCAACCGUAGCGCCCACUUUUCCCGCACUGCAGGCUGUACAUAUCAACAGGUUACAGGUGGACAACUCUUAUCAAUUACUAACUCGCUUAUCUGAGGAAGUGUGAGCCGGUGCAAUGUACAUUUUAUAUAGCGAUGCCCAGACUAACCCGACUAUAUCUAUAAGUCAGCCUCCGAAACGCAAUUUCAUCUAACACAAAAUUAAAUGUAAAUUGUGUCGAUUUGUCCAAACAGUUUGCCGCAAAUCAAAUAAAACAAAACAAAACAACAACCGAUUUGUUCCGGCAAAUAGGAAAUGUUUCCGAGCAAAUUGUUUUCUAGGUGUAUGCGUACAUGGUAUUUGUGUUGUAUUGGCCUGUGUAUGCUUGUGUGUGUGUGUGUGAUUGCGUAUCCUUUUUUGAGGCCCAGGAGAAUUGUUAUUCCAAUUAGACGUGUUGACGAGCGAGAAAAAAAAAGAACACACAACACGUGCAAUAUACAUAGUUCAACACUUAGAUAUAAUCAUCUGCAUACAAACGAACAUAUACUAUCGACUAGAUAUGCAAAACUUUUUUUUGUCACCCAUAAUAAGAGAAGCAUAUUUCCUUGUCAACCCCAAAGCUGCUAUAAGAAUCCAACUCCUAUACAUAUAACUAAUAAUAAAACUAGUGAAAAGUAUCUAUAGAAACUAUCGAUUGUUAAUACUGCGAUAACGUCUCCGAUUAACUGUAAAAUAGCAUAAUUGUGUGACCCAUAUAAGUAAGUUCCCAUUCCCAUUUCCGCUCCAGUUCCCAUCAUCAAUUUCUUAUGUCUAACUCAAAGAAGAGCCAUCAUAGCACACAUUGCAUUAUUAUACCCAAAGAGUAAUGUUUACUGUAGGCUAAAUAUGAGAUAUACAGGUGCAUAACGAUAACGGUAUCGAUUACGAUAAAUGGGAUACCAAGCUACAAAGAAAACUUAAAGAAGCGAAGGCAAACAAACACGAAUCCCGAACUAAACCCUAUGAAAAAUUAAUAAUCUAUAAUAAUAAUACUAAUAAUAAUAAUAAUAGUCAAAACCUACUAUCGAUGGAGAA
Molecule: messenger RNA, 3809 nt
Organism: Drosophila santomea
Lineage: Eukaryota; Metazoa; Arthropoda; Insecta; Diptera; Drosophilidae
Product: chondroadherin
Exons: 3
Coding region: 196-1473 (425 amino acids)
Cellular component (GO): plasma membrane
Molecular function (GO): protein binding
Source: RefSeq, a predicted model, not a curated record